Stylonychia lemnae is the source of this 1380-nucleotide messenger RNA. NCBI's taxonomy places the organism in Eukaryota, Ciliophora, Spirotrichea, Sporadotrichida, Oxytrichidae. The record is from the annotation of a GenBank genome assembly.
AUGGAGGAUUACACUGAUAUUUGCAGUCCCUAGAUGCUCUAUUCUUUUGAUAUGAGUCCACCAAAAACAUACAAAAAAUAAAAUUAAUCUAAAACUAGUUAUAAUCUUGGAAGCCCUUACGAUCAAACAGAUUUGAUCCCAGAUGUAUUGAUAUCUAAUACCUAACAGCUAGAAGGAUCUUCUUUUACGAUGCAAUCUCUACUAGAUAGAGAUUUUAGAAAUGUAAGAAUCAAGAGUAAUCAUACUAGCCUUGCUAAACGAGAAAGAUCCCCUGCCAUUCUUUAAACUAAAUAAAAUCAAGGAUAUAAGUCUAUUAGAGAUAGUUAGAAAUUAAACAGACAAGACUUUGCUUUGUUUUAGAGAUUAAGUUCUCAUGUUAAUGCUAGCUCAUCCCAAAUUAUAAACAGCGGGUACGGAGUUGAUGGAAAUCCUAUCAUUAAUGAUGUAUUGAAAACAACAUGUCUUUCUGUUAUAAAAAAUCUAAAUAAGAUUACUGAGAAGACAAAGGCAAGUCUACAUAGAAAUAGCAAAAGUUAGUGGCUUGAUCAAAAGAACACAAAACAUCUAUUAGGAAUCAAAGAUCUUCGGAAAGAUAAAAGUCUAAAAGACAAUUUCAAGAUUCAUCCUAUUUUCAGUUUGAGAAGUAGUAAAAAAGAUAAUAAUUCCAUAUAUAGAAUCGGUAAAUAAAGCCAGCCUGUUAUUCAAUAGUUUAAAAAUAACCAAAAUGAUCCACUUUAGCCAACUAGAAUUUAUACAGGCAAAGGAUAGCAUGAAAACUUCAUAAUUAAGCUAAAAAGUCGGAAAGAUGCUUUAUCAUCUGAAAGAAACAAGCUAGAUUCAUUGAUAAAUUAAGUAAAGACUUAGAACAUAAACAACUAUAUGAGCCAAGGAAACAAAAGAGACUAAUCAAAUUCUUCAAUUAAUAUGGGAUACAAGGAAAAUGAUGUGAUUCAUCAUGAGAAAGAUAUGAUAAUUGGAUCAUUCUCCCCUGAUAAUAUUCAAAGCAAGGAAAUGCAAGAGUAAUUUCGGUUGAGACUAAAGAAAAGACUUGAAUUUAAUAAGAGCAAUGAAUUUACCAGAGUACUUGGAAAUGAUUACUUAACAAAAAAGUUAGAGAUUAAAGCUAACAAAAUUGACCCCUAUCAUUUGAUGCUAAAUGAAUCUAUUAACUAUCAUGAUAACUUUAAAAGUUAGGCCAAUAAUCUUAAGCAAAGUCUGAAUAAUUCUAAUGUAGAUAUGCUUUUUAAAGAAUCAGUACUAGCUCACAGUCCUUUAAAGCGUUACAAAAAAAGUAUCGCCAUAGAAAUGCCUAAAGUUGUGAAUAUAACGAAUAACAAUGUACACAAUAUAUCAUCAUAAAAUAAUAUCAGUAUCGUUUGA